Messenger RNA from Helianthus annuus (common sunflower), 1359 nucleotides. RefSeq lists its product as uncharacterized. The coding region runs from base 1 to 1359 and encodes 452 amino acids. The record is from RefSeq and is a predicted model, not a curated record. NCBI's taxonomy places the organism in Eukaryota, Viridiplantae, Streptophyta, Magnoliopsida, Asterales, Asteraceae. The transcript has 3 exons.
AUGGCAAACACGCUUUAUGGUUAUUUCCUUGAGGAUCGAGUUGCUUAUCCUGUUGUGGAGUAUUUUGUGCGGAACAAUUGGAAGAAAUAUGGUAUUCAAAAGUCGAUGAUGAAUGAUAACGGAUUCUUUUUCUUCAAAUUCUCGGACGAGGCAGGUUUGUUGAAUGUGUUGAAGGAUGGCCCAUGGAUUAUUCGGUCUCAACCAUUAUUUCUAAAUGUUUGGAGCCCGACUACUAAACUGGAAAAAAAGGGUGUCAAAAAGGUGCAGAUAUGGGUAAAAAUCCAUGAUGUCCCAAUUGCUGCUUACACGGAGGAUGGUCUAAGUUUAAUUGCAACUACAAUUGGAGAGCCGAAAGCUUUGGAUUCUUAUACUUCAGCGAUGUGCACGGAUAUGUGGGGCCGAAGCAGUUAUGCGAGAGCGUUGGUAGAGGUGUCGGCUGAUAAGCAAUUAAGGGAGGAAAUCAAGUUAGCCGUUCCUGAUCUGGAGGGGGAGGGGUUUGUUAAGGAAUCGUUGUCGGUUGAAUACGAAUGGAACCCGUUGCGUUGUGCUCACUGUUGUGUGUUUGGUCAUUCUGACGAUCAUUGCCCGUACCAACCUAAGAUCCAGAUUAAUGCUCAUAAUGCUUCUAAGAAUGGCAAGAAACCGGUGGUGGAUGAGGAGGGCGUUAAUGAGGUCGGGGAGAGUAGCAAGUCUGGUGAUGCUCGGGUUAAUGUGGAGGAUGAGGUGGUGGAGGAGGUUUAUUCGGAGGUAGAUGGUUACGAUAUGGAUGGCUUUCUGAGGGGUUUGAACCGCCCUAUUAAGCAAGCUGAGGUUCGUCAAACUAUCAAAGAGUUUAAACUAAGUUUGUGUGUUGUUCUUGAAACUCAUGUUGAUCCGUGUAAUCUUUCUAAUAUAUGCAAGUCGGUGUUCCGUUCGUGGCAUUGGUCUUCUAAUGGGGCUCGGUGUAGUAAAGGUACUAGAAUUAUUGUUGGUUGGAAUCCUUGUGUUUUUGAUGUUAUGGUGCUUUCGCAGACGGAUCAGGUUAUGCACUUGCAAUUGUUUUUUAAACAGGAGAAAAAAAUGAUGUUUUGUUCUAUUAUCUAUGCUGCGAAUUAUUAUGUAUCGCGUAGGGAUUUAUGGAGUCAACUUUCGUUACAUAAAGUGUUGGUCCGUGAUGAUCCUUGGGUCAUGCUUGGUGAUUUUAAUUCUGCUUUGCAUCUUGAGGAUAAAUCUAUGGGUUGUUCAUCCGUUUCGGCGAGCAUGAGGGAAUUUCAGGAUUGUGUGGCUGAUGUAGAGAUGAUAGAUGAACCGUUCGGGCAUCCACUUUACGUGGAGUCAAAAACCGAAGAAAGGAAUUGGCUUAAUGAAAAAAAUCGAUAG